Molecule: messenger RNA, 7837 nt
Organism: Notechis scutatus (mainland tiger snake)
Lineage: Eukaryota; Metazoa; Chordata; Lepidosauria; Squamata; Elapidae
Source: RefSeq, a predicted model, not a curated record
GCAGAUAAAAACUUUGGCAGAUGAUGUGCGGGACAGAUUAACUAGUUUUAGGAAAUCUGGAGUCAAAAAGGAGAGACUACUUAUCCAGCACCCCAUCGACUCACCGGCCUCUAUUAAUGAAUUGCCAGUGGCUCAGCCACUGUUUGAUGAACGUUCAAUGAAUUUAUCAGAAAAAGAAGUGAUGGACCUAUUUGAGAAAAUGAUGGAAGACAUGAAUCUAAAUGAAGAACGGAAAGCUCCUUUACGGAAUAAAGAUUUGACCACAAAACGUGAAAUGGUUGUCCAGUACAUUUCUGCAACUGCCAAAUCUAUAAUUGGAAGUAAAGUUCCGGGUGGCCUGAAAAACAGUAAACACGAGUGCACACUGUCGUCGCAGGAAUAUGUCCAUGAACUACGAUCGGGUAUCUCGGAAGAGAAACUUCUCAACUGCUUAGAAUCUCUGAGGGUUUCUUUGACAAGCAAUCCAGUAAGUUGGGUUAACAAUUUUGGACAUGAAGGCCUUGGGCUUCUCUUGGAUGUCCUUGAAAAACUCCUUGAUAAGAGGCAGCAAGAAAGUAUUGACAAGAAAAAUCAACAUAAGCUUAUACAGUGCCUCAAAGCGUUUAUGAAUAAUAAGUAUGGACUACAAAGAAUACUGGGAGACGAACGAAGCCUUCUCUUGCUUGCCAGAGCAAUUGAUCCAAAGCAACCAAACAUGAUGACUGAAACCGUGAAAAUACUCUCUGCCAUUUGUAUCGUUGGAGAAGAAAACAUGCUCGACAAAAUUUUAGGAGCUAUAACAAUUGCAGCUGAGAGGAAUAAUGGAGAACGAUUUGCUAAUAUAGUGGAAGGGCUCGAAAAUCAUGAAGCUCUGCAAUUACAGGUUGCCUGCAUGCAGUUCAUAAAUGCCCUCGUCACUUCUCCAGAAGAGCUUGAUUUUAGGGUACAUUUGAGAAAUGAAUUCCUGCGCUGUGGGCUAAAGAAAAUAUUACCAGACCUAAAAGAGAAGGAGAAUGAAGAACUUGAUAUUCAGUUGAAAGUAUUUGAUGAAAACAAAGAGGAAGAUUUAAUUGAAAUGGCCCAUCGUCUCAAUGACAUCAAAGUGGAAAUGGAUGAUAUGAAUGAAGUUUACCACUUGCUGUAUAAUAUGUUGAAAGAAACAACAUCAGAAAACUACUUUCUAUCAAUUUUACAGCAUUUGUUACUCAUUAGGAAUGAUUAUUAUGUACGCCCUCAGUAUUACAAGAUAAUAGAAGAAUGCAUUUCACAGAUAGUGUUGAACUGCAGUGGUAUGGACCCUGACUUCAAAUGUAGAGGAAGAUUGGAUGUAGACUUCACACAUCUUGUGGACAGCUGUGUGAACAAAGCAAAAGUUGAAGAAAGUGAGCAAAAAGCUGCUGAUUUUUCCAAAAAGUUUGAUGAAGAAUUCACAGCUCGUCAGGAAGCGCAGGCCGAGCUUCAAAUGCGUGAGGAGAAAAUCCGACAACUUGAAGCUGAAAUCCAGCAGUUGCGAACCCAGGGUUCCGCAUCUUCAAGUGGUGGUGCUCCCCCUCCUCCUCCCCCACCUCCUCCUCCAUUGCCAGGUGGUAUGGUUCCUGCUCCCCCGCCUCCUCCUCCUCCUCCUCCACCAUUACCUGGAGGUAUAGCACCUCCACCACCUCCUCCUCCUCCUCCUCCUAUGUUUGGAGGGGUGGGGCCACCACCACCACCUCCUUUUGGGGGGAUACCUUCUGUAGUAACUGCACCAGUGCUGCCUUUUGGGAUGAAGCCAAAGAAGAAAUUCAAUCUCGAUGUAACUAUGAAGAGAAUCAACUGGGCCAAGGUCGAACCGCAUGAAAUACAAGAACACUGUUUUUGGGUAAAAGCUAAGGAUGAAAAAUUUGAAAAUCCAGAUCUGUUUGCCAAACUGACACUCACUUUUGCCACACAGAAGAAGGGGAAAAAGACAGUGGAGAAUGUGGAGGAAAAUAAGAUAAUAAUGCCCAAGAAGAAAGUGAAAGAAUUAAGAAUAUUGGAUGGGAAGACUGCCCAAAAUUUGUCUAUUUUCCUGGGAUCUUUCCGCAUGCCUUACGAAGAAAUAAAACACAUUAUAUUAGAAGUAGAUGAAGCAAAACUAAGUGAAGCAUUAAUUCAGAACUUGGUUAAAAAUCUCCCUGAACAAAAAGAACUUAAUGCCUUAGCUGAACUGAAGAAUGAAUAUGAGGAUCUCUGUGAGUCAGAACAGUUUGGAGUUGUGAUGAGCUCAGUGAAACUGCUGCAGCCUCGUCUCAACGGGAUCCUUUUCAAGCUCACGUUUGAAGAGCACAUCAACAACAUCAAGCCAGGCAUCAUGGCUGUCACGAUCGCAUGUGAGGAGCUGAAGAAGAGUGAAAGCUUCACUAGGCUUUUAGAACUUGUGCUAAUGAUUGGGAACUACAUGAAUUCCGGCUCAAGAAAUGCCCAAUCGCUGGGUUUUAAUAUUAGUUUUCUUUGCAAGAUUAGAGACACAAAAUCAACCGAUCAAAAAACAACCCUGCUGCAUUUCCUGGCUGAUAUUUGUGAAGAGAAAUAUCAAGACAUCCUAAAAUUCCCCGAUGAACUUGAACAUGUAGAAAGUGCAAGCAAAGUUUCAGCUCAAAGUCUUAAAAGCAAUCUUGAUUCCAUGGGACACCAGAUACAGCGUUUGGAAAAUGACAUCAAGAAGUUCCCCAAAAUAGAAGAUCCUCAUGAUAAAUUUUUUGAAAAAAUGAUCAGUUUUGCCAAGAGUGCCAGAGAACAAUACGAAAAGUUAUCAAACAUGCAUAACAACAUGAUAAAGCUGUAUGAUAAUUUGGGAGACUAUUAUGCUUUUGAUUCCAAAUCUGUGACUGUUGAGGAAUUCUUUGGAGAUCUAAGUACAUUCCGGACAUUAUUUCUGGAAGCGUUGAAGGAAAACCAUAAAAGAAGAGAAAUGGAGGAAAAGACUAAGAGAGCCAAACUUGCCAAAGAAAAAGCAGAACGUGAGAAGUUGGAACGGCAGAAGAAGAAAAAGCAGUUGAUUGACAUGAAUAAAGAAGGGGAUGAGACAGGAGUGAUGGAUAAUCUGUUAGAAGCACUGCAGUCUGGAGAAGCCUUCAGGGAUCGCAGAAAACGAAUGCCAAGGCCUCAAGAUAACCGGAAAAUAACUAUAGAAAGAUCCCGUUCUCGUCAGAAUGGAACAAUCGCAGCGGUAUGAUCCCCAUCCUCCCUUGCCAAAAAACUGCUAUUUUGUUCACUUCGAAUGGAGAACAUGAUGUAGACAGAUCGUGAAGAGCAGCCGUGAGCAGAAGUUAAAAAUAUUUUUUACGAGGCUUCCUGUGUAGAAGAGAAAGAGAAAAACGACAACGACAUAGUGUAUAUUAUGAAGAAAAACUUCAAGAGCUAAAAGCAGUGUUAUAAAACGGCUCUAUUUCCUCUUCCUCCUCUUUUUCUCCUUUAGUAUUGCCAUUGUGAACAGGCAACCAAGGAUGCAGAUAUGAAUGAGGGAGCUAUUUGCAGCUCUCACGAACGAUGGGAAUGAUAUUUUUUUUUCCCAGUUUAAAUUAACAGUAUCGAAAUAUCAGGUCAGCAAUUCAGUUUUAAUUCUUAUUUUGACAUAAAAGGAAACAAAAAAAAUCAGCAUAUUAAUGAAUUUAGACGAACUGAUGCAGUAGAUAAGACACUGUCUUUUGCAAACACAGGGGAACAGUAUCCUGUCAAUUUUUCUCGAUUCCUAUUUCAGGGUUUCAAGCAGAAUGGAUUCAGCUCUUUAAGUUUCAAUCAAAAGUUUAUUACAACUCUUCAGCCUCAGCGGUAGAAAGAUAUUUUUAGCUGCUUUAAAGCAAGAACAUAGGACUGAACCAAAGUCUGACUGCACCAUUUGCAAAUUCCACUAAAGAAGGAUUUUUAAAUUGGGCACAUAUAUAAACUUUACAUCUAUAGUUUGAAGGGGAGAAAUCCACACUACUUGUUUUAUCUUUGUUUAAUGUUUUGGAGUUUAAAUCUAUCGAUGAGUAAGGAAUCAGAAUUAGUUUUCUUUGGUUUACUCAAACAAAAUUUACACAAUUUGGGGGCUAGCAAAACACCACUCACAAGCAUAUUACUGCUCUAUGUAUUUGGACUAUUUUAUUAUUUGCAGCAAUUCUCACCAAUAAGUUUACAGAAGUAACUUUGAUGCACUUUGGAGAUGGCAAAGAAAAGCUGAUAUUACCAUUUUAAGUGUUAUUUGAAACCCAGGCAAACCAGCAACAAAAAUAUCACACCACAUCUAAGAUUCCUAAAUAGCUUUUUUUUUUUUUCCUUUUUCAAAACUUCUACCGUGUACAUCAAUUGUCUACAUUAAGGCAUGAAGUUUCCAUUUUAAUUUUCUGAAGUAUUUCUAUGCUUCAUAGAACAUCAAUCACAAAGCAAGUAUAAUAGAUACCUAUCUAUAUAUUCUUUGCUUAUUGAAACCUAUUGCUUCUGCAUGAGCUACAGAGGAAAUUGGCAAGUACAUAUGUCUGCCUUGUAGAGAGAUUAUAGAUAAAUAGAUCCUAUUAUAGAUUAAUUUCCUAUUAGACCAAGAAAAAAAUGAUUUACAAUACUGCCCACUCUUGUUACAAAGAAUACAGGGCAAGUUGAAAAACAUGGUUUACCUUCUUAUAGAUGUUAACCAAUUACAGUAGACAACUAGAUGUAAGAAUUCCAGCUAAUUAAGGGGGUCAGCCUUGUCUGAGGAGGUUUCAAUCUCUAAGUUCAAAACCUACACCUCAGUAGGUACUUUAUUAUCAAGCAAAGUUGUGGAGUUGUUUGUGUGGAACCAAUACCUUGAAGGCUUUACUUAUUAUAUAUGGCAUAAAGUUCAAAACCUCUUACUAAUUUCACAGGGAACUGAUACGAUCUGUUGUUUUGUAGAAAUAGGAUGUCAACUAGGCAAAGAGUAUCUUUGACAUAGUGCUACAAAUGUUUCCGACAAUCACUAAUAGUUUUACUAAAAAAGAAUUACUAAAAUUCUGAAGUCAUCUCUGUAAGAAUUUAUAAAUAAGCAAACAAUGAUGUUCCUAUCAGUCAGAUUUACAUUUCUCUAGCAUACACGUUGUUUAAUACAUAAAGUUCAAAAUGAUAACUUACGUGAAUGGCCAAAGUGUUUCCUGAUGUAUAGUGUUUACAAGUUAUACAUUAAAACUCAAAGAUGACAUAAGUCAUUUCCUACUAAUUGAAAGCCAAAACAUUCAUGCAAUUAUCAGAGCAUCUUAAAUAUAACUUCCUUUACUUGAUGCAGAAUUUUUUUCUGACCAUUACUGAUUUUGGCUAUGUUAUUUUUCAUUUUCUGACAUUUUGCUGGUGAGCCAACCAGUAGUUUGCAACUAGAGAUUUUAGAGAACAAAAAUGUAAAAUGGAACAAAUGCAGGAGAUCAUCUAAAUAUGUUCUGGUACUUUCUCAGCCCACUCACACUGCUGGAAUAUUUUUUUGUAAAUUAAAAGACAUGUACCUUAAUAAAGCAAAGAGAAAAAUAUAUAUUGUAAAUAGAGGAUAUUUGUAUUUAUAAAAAAAAUCCAAGAAGUAUUUUCUGAACUUCAUGUUGGAUUGUUGAAUCUUUUGAUACUUUCUAUUCACUUUAAACAUUCAAGGUUUUUUUGUAAAAAAAACAAAACAAGAAAACAGCAACCUUGAUUUUGCUAUUGAUGUGAUUCCUGUUUUGUCAUAUGUUUACUUGGUGACCUAGGAAAAUGUAGUCUAGAACUCAAAACAUCUUCCAAAUCUGCCUUGGCUUAUUUGCUAAUUUUAAGAAGGAAAAAGCACCAAAUUCAUUCAUUGCUUGCAAAUACACACCGAGACAAAUAAAUGCAUGGACAUUUGCAUGUACACACAUAUAACUCAUACAUAUUUGUGUACAGGGAAAGAUGUUUAAAAUAAUAAACUGAGGAAAAAAAGUCAGAAAUUAAUGGCAAGGCUUCAAAAUAUUCAAAGCAUAUAGAACUGUUUGUAAGUAUUAUUCUAAAACUAUCAUUAGGUGUAUGAAAGAAAGCUAAAUUCUGUGGUUUUAUACUGUUGUGCACACCAUAUACCAUACCACACACAUACACAUACACUUUCAUUUUUUUUAAAGUAAGUAAAUCAAAAGUAAGGUUUAGCCUAUACCAGUUGCUUUUCAAAUAAAGUUGCCCACAGGUGUUCAGGAGACUAUAAACAUAGUUUGUGCUUUGAUCCUGCAACCGUCAUACCCAGCAUCUAAGUGAUAGCGCAAAGGUGGAAAUAAAAAUUUGCUAAAAGCUCUUAUAGACAAUGCUGACUGAUGCUUUGUAAUCAAACCACUAUGAAAAAUUUAUAAAUAAGUCACCUUAAACGGCUUCUAGAUCUGUGUAAUAUAUGUAGAUGACUGUGACUGAAGUUUACCUGUCAGUGCUGACCACUAUGUACCAAUUCCUUCCCUCCUUCCCUUCCCUUCCUUCCUUCCUUCCUUCCUUCUUUCCUUCCUUUCCUUCCUCUCUCUCUCUCUUUCUCUCUCUCACACACAUGCACAACCUCUCUAAUGUUGUAUACCUAUAUAUACCCACAUGCAUACAUAUAUGCAUGCAUACAUGUUGUAUAUAGAUACUACCUCAGAAUGCUGUUUUUUUACACAUGAACUAUUCUUUUCUUCUCCUCCUCAAUUAAAAAAACAACAACCUAACCCUGGGUCAGAAAGUUUAAAUCUAAUGCAUCCUAAACCUGAAAAUCUGAAUUUGAACGAGACCACCGUGAAUGGAAGAAGAUAGUUUCUUUUUGUUUCUUCACCCACUAUUAUUUUAUUAUAGAAAUAGAGAUAAAGUAAAUAACACAUCUCCCAGUGUUGUCCCUUUCCUGUUAGGAUCUUGUCUCAUAGCAUAGCAGUCAGUACUGGAAGUGUGUGUGUGUGAGUGUGAGUGAAUGUAAGUGUAUAUCAGUAUAUUGAGGUCAUUUUCCCUUUCUACAGUUCUGCUUCCAGCAUUAUUCUGAAAUUGUAUUAAUAAUCACAAAUGCUAUUAUAAACAGUAAAUGCCUCACUAUAACACAUUAUAUCAACAUGUUAAGUAAGAGAGAGAUAAGGUACUUGCUAUGUAUAUUCUAACAUAUAUAAAACCAUGUAUACAAGCAGAAAUCUGGAAUAUUAUUAUUACUGUGCUCUAACACUUAAAAAAUGUUUCAUUUAGCAACUUAGUAGUGUGAGAGCUUCUGAUACUUCAUGGUUCCCACAUCUGAUUAAAUACCACUGAAAAAAUAACUACAAAAAAAAAUCUACUUGACACCAACUGUUUUCUGUGACCUGAUUCUAAUCUGAGCUCUGAUAUCUCAUUAAAUAAUCUUUUUGUUUCAAGCAAUUCUUCCACAUGCUUUUCAGAAUGCAUGACAUUCUUCAAAUCUUUAUAUUUGCUAGUAAUAGCCACAGAACUUUGCACUUUAAAAAAUUUGAAGAAAGAAUUUUGGAGCUGGGGAUAUAUAUAUGCUGAUCAUUUUUCCAUGUGCUUUGGGUGAACAGCUUUAAAAGCUGUAUUUAAAUUUCAAUCUAGUAAAAAUCAACUUCUAGGUCAGAUCUAUUUCAAUAUACAUUAACCAUAAAAUUCUCUUUUGGCUGGUAUUAAAUAUUUUUGAUAAGAAGAGUACAUUAUUAAUGUGCACUAAAAAGCCUAAAGUAUUUCUAUGUAAUGCCAACAUUCCUUAUUUGCAAAUGAAAACUUGUUUCAAUUAUUUUAGAGCUGGGUCAAACCACUGAUCUUCUAAACUUGUUUUAAAGAAAUUGCUUUUGCUUUCAAAUAUAUUGUAUAUAUUUAAUAUUUUUAACACCAUUAAAGAUUGGGGGGUGGGUUUGGAGGGAGGUUUGUUUUUGCUUGAUUAGAUAUAUAUUUGUUUAGAAUGGAGAAUGCCUUCUGUAAUAACUAAUUU